Molecule: messenger RNA, 2209 nt
Organism: Leptidea sinapis
Lineage: Eukaryota; Metazoa; Arthropoda; Insecta; Lepidoptera; Pieridae
Gene: Tango9
Product: solute carrier family 35 member F6
Exons: 8
Coding region: 276-1391 (371 amino acids)
Biological process (GO): transmembrane transport
Cellular component (GO): membrane; intracellular membrane-bounded organelle
Molecular function (GO): transmembrane transporter activity
Source: RefSeq, a predicted model, not a curated record
CUCUUUGGUCUAAGCUCUUAAAGUUACGUACCGUUUAAAUAAAACUAAACAAAAAGAUAAAUGGUUAUUUUAAUAAAUUUGAUAGUUUUAUUUUCUUUAAAGUUAUAAUUCUUUAGAGUUAUCUUAUAAAAUUAUUUAAAUAUUUAUAAUUUAGCUACUAAAUGAAGGUUUAGUGUUUACUGUUUGCUAUAUUUUGGCGUUAUAAGUUUUUGUUAGAAUAAUUCUUACUAUCACUAUCGUGCGAAAUAAUAAGGCUUAAUUAAGCCAAUAGCAGAAUGGCUUGGACGAGAUAUCAGAAAUUCCUAGCGGUGAUGAUGGUUGUCACUGGUUCAAUUAACACACUGAGUACUAAUUGGGCAGACAAAACAGUUUCAGUAGGAUCGGAUGGACAGGAGCAUUUGUUUGAUCAUCCCUUUCUACAGGCUGCAGCUAUGUUUCUUGGCGAAAUUUUAUGUUUAGUGGCAUUCAAACUCGUACAAUUCAAAACAAGGAAUAGUGGUGGGCAUUCACUCACAGAAGGCAGCCAAGAUUUCAAUCCCUUAAUACUACUACCAGCUGCUAUGUUUGACUUGAUUGGGACUUCAGUAAUGUACGUUGGUUUGACAUUAACAUAUGUCAGUAGUUUCCAAAUGUUUAGAGGAUCAAUCAUAGUAUUUGUAGCUGUUUUAUCAACUGUAUUUUUAGACAGACAUAUUAGAAACGGUGAAUGGAUGGGUAUUGUGAAUGUGAUUUUUGGAUUAAUUAUUGUUGGAGCGACGGAUGCAAUAUACCAAAACCCUGGAGAGUCUAAGGGGAGGAACAGUCUGAUAACUGGGGACCUGUUGAUAGUUGCGGCUCAGGUGAUAUCGGCCUGUCAGAUGGUGUAUGAAGAGAGAUAUGUAGCUGGCUUGAACAUACCUUCACUUCAAGCCGUGGGCUGGGAAGGGGUGUUCGGUUUCUCAGCUGCAUCAGUGUUGAUGGUCAUCUUCUACUGGAUACCAGCGCCGCCUCACUUUGACCACAACCCCAGGGGCACAGUCGAGGACUUUGUCGAUGGAUUUGUUCAAAUUGCCAAUAGCACUGUUAUUUUGACGGCAUUCCUGGGUAUGAUAUUAUCUAUAGCAGUGUUCAAUUUUGCCGGUAUCAGUGUCACCAAAGAAAUGUCUGCCACCACCAGAAUGGUUUUGGAUUCUGUCAGAACACUUGUAAUUUGGAUAUUUUCACUAUCCCUGAGAUGGCAAAGUUUCCAUUGGCAGCAUCUCAUUGGUUUCUCAGUUCUCACCCUAGGCAUGUGUCAGUACAACAGGAUUCUACCAAAAAUCUCUAUCUCUUGCUGUGGUUGGCGUAAUCAACAGAACGAGGAUGUAGAAAACGCGGCCAGUGCAGAAGCGGAUAGACUUGACGAAAAUUAGUUAGCGACCGUAGUUACAAGUAAAAGUGUUAAUUUCUAAAUAUUUUUUUGUAAUUAUGGAGUCGUUUGUAGGGUAUAAUAAAGAAAUAAAAUAACCAAUACUGCGCUAAGAAUAAUGACAAUUUCAUUACAUAAGAGAUUUUUUUACAUAAGACACAAUUUUUUAGAAAUUAUUUUUUUUUACAUUGUAUGAUAUUUUUUAUUACCAAAGGUAACGCCUAAUGACUCCAUAUUUCAUAAAAACGAAUUAUUUCAUUGUAAUAAAUUCGAGCUAUACACAUUUAUUCCAUUUAGUAAUAAGUCUAAUUUUUUUUAUUAGGCCUUGUACUAUUCUUGAAUAAAAUUUAUUCCAUUAUUUACGCAAAGCUUUUAUAUGUCACCUACUUGUUUUUUAUUUUCUUCGUAUAUAAUCGCUAUAAAUCAUUCUAUAAGUGAAAAUGAUAUUCCUCUUCUCUAAUGUUAUUGAGGCCCCUCGUACCUACAAUACUUUACAAUCAUAGGAAUGGCUAACUUUCUCCACUCUUCAUUAUUAUGCUUUCGAUGUACUCUUAAAAUAUAUCCAUUAAGUUACAACUAAUACAUGAGGUUGCCAUAUAAUCGUCAGUUUUUACUUAUUCAUAUUUUAAUUUUGAAUAUAGUAUAUUCUGUAUCAUUCAAUUCAAUUUGAUAGAAUUUAAAAACUUUUGCUCAUAUUUUUAACUUCCAAAAUGUUGUUUAAUGUAAAAAUAAUGUAUAAAUUAAGUGCCUUAAAAUUUUACAUAGUAUUAUUAAUAAGAAUCUGAUUGUAUCUUAAUAUUUUAAUAAAUAUUAUAAAAAUUA